UGGGGGCCCGGAGGGGAGAGUGAGGAGGGCGGGAGGAUUGCGCUCACGAGCCUUUGUGUUUCACUUCUAAUAUCUCACAUAUCAAUAAUUGAGCGCGCGAGCAGACGGACCCCACGCGCUAUGUAUUCUACUGCGCGCGAGCUCGGUAAGGGCCUUGAUCCGCUUUCAGUCGGUUCUUCCACUACGGACUGAGAGGGGAACGAGGGGAAAAACUGUUGUAGUCUUGACUUGAACUGUUUGGAAGGACUUCAUUUUACAGUGAGGACAGGUUUGGAGUGAUUUUGGUUUGGGAUUUGAGCGUGAAGACUGCUGUUAGGUGCGGAGUGAAGUUGGCAUGAUGUUGACGUUGGUGCUAGGCGCAGUGUGGUUAGUGUGCCAUGCAUACGCACAGAACGAGACAGAACCCAUCGUACUGGAGGGGAAAUGCUUGGUCGUGUGCGACUCAAAUCCCACCUCGGACCCCACUGGGACGGCUCUUGGGAUUUCGGUGCGUUCUGGAAGCGCCAAAGUGGCUUUUUCCGUGGUGAGGAACACGAACCACGAGCCGUCGGAGAUGAGCAAUCGAACAAUGGUGAUCUAUUUCGAUCAGGUACUUGUGAACGUUGGUAGAAGUUUCGAUGAGGAAAGGAGCAAUUUCUUCGCCCCGCGCAAAGGGAUAUACAGUUUUAAUUUCCACGUAGUGAAAGUGUAUAAUCGUCAAACGAUCCAGGUGAGCCUGAUGCACAACGGCUGGCCAGUGAUCUCCGCCUUCGCCGGGGAUCAGGACGUCACACGUGAAGCGGCCAGUAACGGCGUCCUGAUUCAAAUGGAGAAAGGUGACCGCGCAUACCUCAAGCUGGAGCGAGGCAACUUGAUGGGCGGCUGGAAGUACUCCACCUUCUCCGGCUUCCUGGUCUUCCCUCUGUAGAGGAGGGGCACGCCACGGAAGGACUAUUGCUCUUUAGCUCGCCGGCUUGUGGGAGAUAGAAGGGGGCGGAUGAGAGAUAGAAUGAUAGCGAGAAUGUAAAGAAAACAUAUAGGAAGAGAAAAUUUAGUGUGGCAGGCUCUCAGUCGCACUCACUUUGCUCUGCUGCUUGACUACAGCUCUGGACAGCCAAAACUUUUUUUUUAUUAUCCUUAUGAUAAUUGAAAUAAGUUGGAAAGAAAGCAUAAAGAGGAUCGUACCCCUUCCCACCCCCCUCUUACUCAUCCCAUCACCAAUCCACCCUCAAAAGUCUUCAGCUGCUUUAAGGAUUGUCCUUCAACAGCCCAGACCCCCAUUUCACACAGGUCACAUCUUUGUAUAUUCUCUCCAUACGUAUACAUACUGUGAGUUUCAAAAUGCCAUUGUCAUUCCUCUCAGUCCAGUCGCCCCUUCUUUCUCUGGCUUCCUCCAGCUCACACUUUCUUGUCUCUGAGAGGGCGUCUUUGCUCUGUCAUGACUGAAGGAUCUCUGAAUCCCCACAAGAAGACUGGAUACUGGAUAUAUAAAUACAUAAAAAAGUUUCUAUAUGAUUAUGAUAUACUCAAUGCCUAAAUGAAUCUGGUCGACUCUCUGUAUUUCUGUAUUUCAGUGUUAAUACUUAGUGAUUGUGUGUGGAUUUUCAGGCUGCUGUCCAACUACCAAUGCUUCUUGUUUUUGUUUCGGUCAAAAAUGUGGCUAAGAUGAAACUAUAUCAGAAAUACUAUCAAGUACAAAGUUUUAUUAUCAUUGAUUGUAAAAUAUAUGUGAAUAUUUAGCAGACAAAAACCUCCCUUUUAAUCAAUUAACCAUUGUUUUUUUCUUUAAUUCAAUAAAAAUUAAAUGGUACUUUU
Ctenopharyngodon idella (grass carp) is the source of this 1794-nucleotide messenger RNA. It is a transcript of the gene cbln1, whose product is annotated as cerebellin 1 precursor. Lineage: Eukaryota; Metazoa; Chordata; Actinopteri; Cypriniformes; Xenocyprididae. Gene Ontology annotation, molecular function: protein binding. Gene Ontology annotation, cellular component: glutamatergic synapse; synaptic cleft. Bases 335 to 907 code for a protein of 190 amino acids. The record is from RefSeq and is a predicted model, not a curated record. The transcript is spliced from 3 exons.